Molecule: messenger RNA, 2391 nt
Organism: Sinocyclocheilus grahami
Lineage: Eukaryota; Metazoa; Chordata; Actinopteri; Cypriniformes; Cyprinidae
Gene: dbndd1
Product: dysbindin domain containing 1
Exons: 4
Coding region: 211-711 (166 amino acids)
Biological process (GO): negative regulation of protein kinase activity
Cellular component (GO): cytoplasm
Source: RefSeq, a predicted model, not a curated record
UGUUGUGUGUGCUGCAGUGACAAUGGGAGCUAAUGUGUGACAGUGCAUGUAGGGGUGGGGAAAAGAGAGGGAGGGAGAGAGAGAGAGAGAGCGAGAGAGAGAAAGCGGAUAGCUAGAAACAGAUAGAGUGUGCACAAGAGGCAGGAGGCGCUCCCUCUAAUCCCGGCUGCGACGCCAAACAGCAUUGCACCGGCUGCUACAAUAGUCUUAAUGGAGGCUCAGGCAGACUCUGGUGCUGCAGAGCCACUUAGAGACAGAGAGUUCCAGAAGCUUCUGAAGUCCUCCAGCUCUGCCAGUCUCACCAGUGAGGCAUCCCACAAUGCCUCAGGAGAGCGUGUUGGGACCCCAGCACAUCAUGGCAGCCAGGUGCUGAUCAAUGAGAAACGACAGCCUCUCAGCAGUGUGUCCUCUCUGGAGGUACACUUUGACCUCCUGGACCUGACGGAGCUCACAGACAUGUCUGACCAGGAGCUGGGGGAGGUGUUCGCUGAUUCAGAUGAGGAGAAUCAAACAGAAUCCCCAGCAAUUCACCCCGCAGAUCGACAGCAGCCACCAUUACCUAGAUUUCCACACAGUGGUUACGUCCGCUCACCCUCCUGGACCCGUGGUGGAAAAGGGGAACAGCAGCCAAGAGAUCGAAAGCACCACAGUGACUCCGAAAACACAGAGCCAAUGCUGAAGAUAGAGCGCUCCCAAUCCCAGCAGCCUUGAGUCAGGGGCAGCUACAGGGGCUUAGGAAGAAAAAAAGCCCUUGUGCUGAAUGUGGAGCUUCCUUCUCAAGCAAGAAGAUGAGGAACUCUUGGGAUAAAAGGACAUGGUCAUCCCACUUAAAGAUAAUGCAAUCCCUUUGUCCAUUAUAGACAAGAAGAGAGCUCCAAUAAGCUGCAGUAGGUGUAGACUCUUCCUCAAGAUGGAACAGACUUCAUCCAACUAGGAUUUUGGGACUCCUCUUUGGGACCGAGUUACUUUCAGUCUUCUCCACGUGACUACUGCAUAUGGAGAACUUGCAGCAUGAUGUAGCAUUAUGGACAACACUGGUUCAAGCAAUGUGAAUCUAAAGAGCAACUGAGGAAUUCCACAGUGAUUUGAAUCUUCAAGGAACUGUUUAAGGAACAGUGGAAUGUGUCGAAGCAGCAACUGUGAUAAGACAUUUCCAGAGAAUCUACAGCAUAGUUCAAGACAUGGCAAUGUAAAGAGAGAAGUUACAAUAAUUCCCCAAAAAGUGUCCUUUGAGGAGAUUCUGCAUGAAAAUAGGGAGACCCAGAAACAAAGUGAAAUAUCUUGUAAAAAAAUUCAUGCCUAAGGCCUGAAACAUACCCUACACAAGUACAUGAACGCAGACACUUUGAGAAUUUGUCAGAACGGAAUUCAUAUUGCAGCAUAUUGCACUGCGUUCUCAUCAUUGCAGACAAGAGGGUGUUUCUGCUAGUAUUAGUUUAAGCCAGUGAAGUCCAGUCCUGUUAUGAAAGGCCACCUUCCUGUGGACUUUAUCUUCAACCUGUCCUAACACAUUGGAUAGGACUGGAUAACCCUGCAUAAGCACUCUUCUAUGGUCAGUUUUAUCCCGUAAGGCAGUGUUUCCCAACCCUGUUCCCGGAGGCACACCAACAGCACACAUUUUCAAACUAUUCCCAAAUGCAAUACACCUGAUUAAAUUUAUCAGCUCAUUAGUAGACACUGCUAGACCUGAACGGAUAGGUCAGAUAAGGGAUACAUCCAAAAAGUGAUGGUGUUGGUAAUGUUGGUGUGCUUCCACACUUGGUGUGUUAGGAAAUACUGCUGUCAUGUUGGAACAUCAGUUUAAAGAGUAUAAUGCUGAAUGUGUUAUUUUAAUUUUGACCAACUUUUUGAUGGUAGUGAUCACCCCCUUGAGUACUGAGGUUUAUUACAGCCACAGUAACACAAGAACGCACAUUAAAUAUGUACAGCAGGACCACCCAAGCAUUCUGACUUGUGUAGAAUAUGUUUCUGGCCUAACUUACUGAGUACAGCACUUGAAUGGAUAAAAGGGAUAAUAAUCUUUUAGCAAUAUGUUUUUUAACCUCUCUGUAUCAUUAAAUGUCAUUAAUAAUUUCACAUCAAGAUAACAUUCAAAUCACAGUCCUCAGUUGUGAUCACCGGUGCACAGCAGGAAAAUAUGCCCGAUCCACAUAUAAUCCUAAAAGAGAAAAAAAGCUAUUGGGUGUCAAGUCCAAAUGCAAAUUCCUAAGAGUAAAAUUUUUUACAAAUUUCUGAACUCCUAUCAAAAAGUUGUACUGUAUAUGUCACCAGGGUUAUUACAGGGUUCAAUGAUGUCAAGCAUGAUCUAUACACAAGGUCACAUCGGAGAAGAAAUUUACAAACUACCAGAAUCAUUAACAAGUCUGCCAAAUCAAGGAGGACAAAAAACUA